Molecule: messenger RNA, 1602 nt
Organism: Daldinia caldariorum
Lineage: Eukaryota; Fungi; Ascomycota; Sordariomycetes; Xylariales; Hypoxylaceae
Exons: 1
Coding region: 314-1210 (298 amino acids)
Source: RefSeq, a predicted model, not a curated record
AUGUACGCGCUUGCUCUUGGCUUUCUUCCUAUCACUCGACCUCGGGCAGAAAUCAGCUGGUCAAUUCACGUCUCCAUGUCUAUUAUUCCUUCUUGAAUGAACUAUAAAAUCCUCCCCAAGUCUCUUUUCUCUUGCCUUAAUAGUCUACUCCACGAGCAAGACUUCAAGUGGCUUUUAGGCUCUCAGUUGGCUUCCUUCCCCAAUACAUAUUUCUUCAACUCUUGCUCAUCCAGGUAUUCCCCUCUAUGAUAAACAGGCUUCAUUCUACUCGUAUGGUCUUGUCAAUAAAUACCCAAAUAAUCUACUCUACAUUAUGUCCCAUACACUUAUAAGGACUGACACGGCGAGAUCCUCAUCUCCUACCGACAUUUGUCCUACUCGUCAUGGUGACCCUCUAGCCAUUAACGUAACUAUUAGACAAGACCCUCUAUCUGUGACAUUGGAUGGGCCAGCUAUCUUCGUCAUUGCCAUCUCGCUGAUUCUCAGCACGCAAUUGCUCCAGUCCUCAACUGUAGCUCUUCUUAUAUGUAUAACCACGGCCGUUAUAUUCGUCCACAACGAUUACCAGAACUACCUCAAGCUUGGCCCUGGAGGCACGCCGGCCACAUUUCCUGGGUACAUUCGUAUCAAUUGGCUCAAACUCUGGGCUUGCCGAGACCCUUUCAACGCUCUUCCAGCAGACCCGGACGUACACCCAGCCGUCGGGAUCCUCCGCAGAAACCCCCUUCCCUAUCGCUGCGGGCUGCGCCCCAAAGUCGUCGGAAUCGCUCCGCAGCGGCAGGUGAACCAGUUCGGAUCACGAGAGUGCUACCUGUCCCUGCGACGUAUCUUAGAGUCCCACAGCCGCGAUCACUCGGAAGAGGUGGGAGUAGGCACCUCGUGCUUCGAGAAGCAUGGUCUGGGUUUAUUUGCGCGAUAUCCCGUCAACAAGACCUGCCAGGGCGAGAUCUGCCAUGUGCACGACUCGGACCAUUCGAUGCACCUCAAUCUGCACCCGGACGACAUAAAGGAGGUUAUCGAGAAGGGCUGGGGCCAACGCCAUCCUCUGACGAGCCAGUGCAUGCUGAAGAUGCCUGUUCCCAAGCAAUUUACGAUGGUGUAUGCUCCUCGGUCGACGGACGAGUUGAGAGUCGUGUGCCAGAUCAUUGAAGCUGCUGGUUACUGGGUUAGGGCAAAGGAUAUGAAACUGGACGUCGCAGGGGAAAUUUGAACUAUUAGUCUAUUACAUGGUGAUACGCAAACCGGGCGACUAGAGCUGAAAGUCUUACAACGUACAGAGUACGCGAAUACUCCUAAGUACUAGGUUGCCUAGAUCGCUCCUUGACGUUGGAAAUGAGCCGGCAAAUCACGAGAGAUCAAGGUCAAAACACAAUAUCACUUAAGAGUAGACUUUAUGUCGACAAUACAAAAAUACUUUUUUUAAUUCCUGAGUUGCCAACUGGACGAGUACACCCAUGAGUAACACACACAUGUAUAGGGCGUGCUCGUAGAGAUGUCUACUCAAUCUUAAGUCGUUUACAUAGCUUAAUAAGUCGGCAAGACCGCUGAGAUAAGACCAUCUAACUCAGUCACUUAUACGAUCUCAAACCGAACUCUUGUAGU